GUGUGUCGAUCGACCCGCCCCUGCUCGCCAUUUCUUCAGCAUCUUAAAAGUUGAGCGCGACGCUAAGACGUCGUCGACGCGAGCGGACCGUCGCCAUACCUCGGCUGUGCCCCCGGGGGGAAGGCAGGGAAAGGCAGGGAAAGGCAGGGAGGCCGCCCGCGUCGUCCCGCUGCGCCAAGUGCGACUCCGGAGGGUGGAGCGACCCCCGCCGUCCUCCAUGGCCACAGUGCUGGUUCUGCGCCAGUGUGCCGGUCGAACGACGCGCUGAUCCGCGAGCAUCUCAGGCGGCUGGUCGUUGGAGAUGUGGACCCGCCUGGAGCGCGGGGGCCUGGGGGUCUGCUGCUCCUUGUCCGUCAUGCUGACGCUGGUCAGCGGGGCGCAAAGCGCCAACGAGCCGAGCAAUAUGUCGUUCGUGAAGGCCACCGUGGACAAGCUGCUGAAAGGAUACGACAUUCGUCUGCGGCCUGAUUUUGGAGGUGCCCCGGUGGACGUGGGCAUGCGCAUUGACGUCUCCAGCAUCGACAUGGUGUCCGAGGUCAACAUGGACUACACCAUCACCAUGUACUUCCAACAGUCCUGGCGAGACAAGCGUCUGUCCUACACUGGCAUUCCUCUCAACCUCACCCUGGACAACCGGGUGGCUGACCAGCUGUGGGUCCCUGACACAUACUUUAUCAAUGACAAAAAGUCCUUUGUCCACGGAGUGACUGUGAAGAACCGAAUGAUCAGACUGCACCCUGAUGGAACGGUGCUCUAUGGUCUCAGAAUCACCACAACAGCAGCCUGCAUGAUGGAUUUGCGCCGAUACCCACUGGACGAGCAGAACUGUACCCUGGAGAUUGAGAGUUAUGGCUACACUACUGAUGAUAUUGAGUUCUACUGGCAGGGAGGAAGCAAUGCAGGAUCAGUGACUGGAGUGGAGAACAUUGAGUUACCCCAAUUUUCAAUCAUAGACUACCAAACGCUGUCCACAAAAGCGGUUUUUGCCACGGGUUCAUAUCCACGGCUCUCAUUGAGCUUCAAGCUGAAACGAAACAUCGGUUACUUUAUCCUGCAAACCUACAUGCCCUCCAUCCUGAUCACCAUCUUGUCAUGGGUCUCCUUCUGGAUCAACUAUGAUGCCUCAGCUGCCAGAGUCGCUUUGGGCAUAACUACGGUGCUGACCAUGACCACCAUAAACACCCACCUGAGGGAGACACUUCCUAAGAUUCCAUACGUCAAGGCAAUCGACAUCUACUUGAUGGGCUGCUUUUUCUUUGUUUUCCUGGCUUUACUGGAGUACGCCUUUGUCAACUAUAUUUUCUUCGGUCGAGGUCCUCACCUGCAGAAGAAAGUGGCGGAAAAGGCCGCCAAGUCCAUCAUCGACAAUAAGAGCAGACUGGAGAGCAGCAAAGUACAGGUUGACGCCCACGGAAACAUCCUUCUGACCAAUCUGACGGGCGACAUCGGGGGAGGUGACAUCAUUGGCUCUCUGAACGACCCCCGGGCCCAGAUGUUCUCUUACGACAGAGCCACCAUACAGUACCGCAAGCCCAUGACCAGCCGAGACCUGUAUGGACGACCAGCCAUCGAGAGGCCGGUGGGCCACAAGAAGGGCCAGCUAAGGAGGAGAGCCUCACAACUCAAAGUCAAGAUCCCAGACCUUACUGAUGUCAAUUCCAUAGACAAGUGGUCACGUGUGGUUUUCCCCAUUGCAUUUACCUUUUUCAAUCUGGUCUACUGGCUUUACUACGUCCACUAAGUUUGCGAGGGGAAGUGUGAGUGGCAGGAAUGACACGGGAUUCUACUUUGUGCUUAUAAAAAGCCUGUUUUGGGGCAAGGAACGUGGACUCCUUUAGAGUAAAUACUAUUCAUUAUGCAGUAUUUAUGUAAAUAAUGUACAUAAUAUAUAUGCUAUAAUUUAUUAAGGAUCAUACUUUGAAUCCAAGCGCAACAUGCAUCGAUACGGAGGUAAGUGUUUGGUGUACAAAUAGAUGAAAAGGAGCUGUGACCCAGUUAUCUGCCAUCUGGCUUUGUGCACGUUAACAGGAGACCGCUUUGACUUUCUUUCAGGGUAAAGAUGGAACGAAAAGGAAGUCCAGCGCAAAAACUGCAGGGUAACGUUCAUUUCACUGGAAAAAUGUUCUGUUUACUUGAGGUGCUUUGACUGGCCUGGCAGUCCUACUAACACUGACUAAGCCAUGCUUUUUGGUUUUUUACCAGACGUACAGUAAGUGUCUACCACCUGACCGGGGACGGUCCGAUCCCAAAUGUCCUCGAUUUGUUAUUGUGAAAGGGGGGGGGGG
Molecule: messenger RNA, 2285 nt
Organism: Nerophis ophidion (straightnose pipefish)
Lineage: Eukaryota; Metazoa; Chordata; Actinopteri; Syngnathiformes; Syngnathidae
Gene: gabrb1
Product: gamma-aminobutyric acid type A receptor subunit beta1
Exons: 9
Coding region: 302-1741 (479 amino acids)
Biological process (GO): chemical synaptic transmission; regulation of membrane potential; signal transduction
Cellular component (GO): neuron projection; membrane; GABA-A receptor complex
Molecular function (GO): GABA-A receptor activity; neurotransmitter receptor activity; extracellular ligand-gated monoatomic ion channel activity
Source: RefSeq, a predicted model, not a curated record